Messenger RNA from Paramecium tetraurelia, 300 nucleotides. RefSeq lists its product as uncharacterized. NCBI's taxonomy places the organism in Eukaryota, Ciliophora, Oligohymenophorea, Peniculida, Parameciidae. The transcript is spliced from 2 exons. The record is from RefSeq and is a predicted model, not a curated record.
AUGACAGAAUAAAGUUCACAGAAUAGGAGUUAUACAAAGAUUCCUCCUUACACAAAGAAAUCCUUGAUACUAAAAGUUUUUCAAAAUGGGUUGAAGAUUAAGCAAGCAGCCUAAUAAUUAUAACUAAAGUACGCUACUGCCAAAACAAUCAUUCUUAAUUAUAGAAAGAAAGUGGUAAGGAAAAAACUUAUCUUCAAAUCCAAGAAACCUUGUUUAAUUCUUCCUUUAGACAAUCUCAAAAAUAAGAGAAAUAUUAAUAUUGUCUCUUUGGUGGGUGGAAAACUAUAAAAAUCAGAAUGA